GUGUGUACAGAGUCUUAUGCUUUUCUUUAUUACAAAGAAAGAUAAAGCCAAAGAAUCCUUAUUUAUAAACAAGAGAAAACGAAAGAGGAAAAAAAGAGAAGAAAGCUAGAAGAGUAAUUAUGUUGAGAUCUUCUUCAUAUUGUGGUGCUAUACUCAUCACGUGCCUUAUGGUUCUGAGUUUGUCAGCUGAUGCGUACAAGAACUACACUGUGGGAGAGUCCACGGGAUGGUUCGAUAUUCAGGAGAAACCUUCUGCUAAUUAUCAGAAAUGGGCUGAUUCCAAAUCUUUCUCUUUGGGUGAUUUCCUCAUUUUCAACACGGACAGCAACCAUUCGGUGGUACAGACAUAUGAUUUCAAAACAUACAAAGAAUGUGAUUACGACAACAAUGAAGACAAUAGUACAACAGAGUGGUCAGCUGCAAAUCCUUCAUCAACAUCUCCCGUUCCCGUCUCAAUAAGUGUUCCUCUUGUUAAAGAAGGUUCCAACUAUUUCUUCUCAGGAGCUUAUGAUGGCGAUCAAUGUAAAUUCGGGCAGCAUUUUAUGAUCAAUGUAACACAUGGUCAGGGCUUACCUGGUUUAUUAUCACCAGAUGAAGAUGCUUCUGCGCCUGGACCAGGAGAAUCCUCUCAGUCCGGUGAUGACGAAGUUGCUCCUGACACCAUUGUCCCGGCCAAUUUCGACCAUCCUAAAGACAUUGAGAGUGACGAUGAUGAUAAAGUGGUUCAUAGUAAAAAGAGUUCUUCUUCCGUGACAAAGUCUAAUCUGUUUAGUUUAGUUUUUAUGGGAAUCUUUGCAUCAUUUUAAUUAAAAAUCUUCUUCUUCAUUACUAGAAAUAUUUGUAUGUAUGAGACCUUCUGAUUUCUAAACAUAACCUGGCCUGAUAACAAAAACAAUGAUAAAAGAAACCAAAGAGUAUAAGAAAUGAAGAAAAAAAACAGAGUAGAGAAA
This is a messenger RNA of Camelina sativa (false flax), 950 nucleotides long. Its product is annotated as early nodulin-like protein 18. The record is from RefSeq and is a predicted model, not a curated record. Gene Ontology annotation, cellular component: plasma membrane. Lineage: Eukaryota; Viridiplantae; Streptophyta; Magnoliopsida; Brassicales; Brassicaceae. Gene Ontology annotation, molecular function: electron transfer activity.